AUGAAACAAUUAUCUGGAGCUCAAAAAAAGCAAAGAAAAAAAAAACAAGAAAAGAUUGCCAAAAGCUUAGAGUAUUCUUUGAACAGAUAUUUUGGUCCUGCAAAUUUAGUUCGUGGUCAACAAAAUAAUUUUGAUGCAAAUGAAGAAUUAUUAAAUAAUGAAGAUGCCAUAAAUGUUGAAUUUGUAGAAAAUGAAAAUGUUGUGAAUGUUGAAUUUGUUGAAAAUGAGAAUGCUGUGAAUGCGGAAUUAGUAGAAAAUGAGAAUGAUGUGAAUGAAAAUGAAGAAAAUAAACAUAUUGAUGAGAAUGAUGGGAAUGAAAAUGACCAUUUGAAAACAAGCUAUGUGUUAGACAUUUUUGACCCAAUAGUUUGGGAUGGUUUGGAUACAAAAAUGAAAGAUUUACUUGUUGAAAAGGGUCCCAAAAAAGAAUACGAUCUCAAGUUUCCUUUGGAUAAAGAAUCUAGACAUUUUUCAUAUACAUAUUAUGUGCAGAUGCUACCAAACGGUGAAACUCGGGAUAGAAAAUGGUUGGUUUACUCAAAGGAGUUAGAUAAAGUAUUUUGUUUUUGUUGCAAGUUGUUCAAAGUAAUGCACACUAGAAGUAAUUUAGCAAGCGAGGGGGUUAACGAUUGGAAACAUUUGGGUGAUAAGUUGAAACAACAUGAACAUAGUGUUGAACACCUUACUAAUUUGAGAGCUUGUGUUGAAUUAGAAAUGCGAUUAAAUAAAAAUAAGACAAUUGAUAAAGAUUUGCAAGAACAGAUUAGAAAAGACACAAAACAUUGGAAACAUGUAAUGUUGAGAAUAAUUGCCGUUGUUAAAUGUCUUGCUACACAUAAUUUGGCAUUUCGUGGUACACAUGAAAAAAUUUAUGAAGAUAGUAAUGGUAAUUUUUUAGGCAUGCUUGAAAUGAUUGCGGAUUUUGAUCCAAUAAUGCAAGAGCAUUUUCGCCUAAUUCGUAAUAAAAAGAUACAUUAUCACUAUCUCAGUCAUAAAAUUCAAGAUGAGUUGAUAUCUAUCUUAUCUUCUAAGGUGAAAACUGCAAUAAUUAGAAAGAUCAAAGAAGCAAAGUAUUUUUCAGUGAUUCUUGAUUGUACACCAGAUGCAAGUCAUAAAGAACAAAUGACUCUGAUAUUGAGAUGCGUAGUUGUCUCAUCUUCUCCAAUUACAAUAGAAGAGUACUUUUUAGAAUUUUUAAAUGUUGACGAUACAACGGGAUUAGGACUUUUUAAUGAAUUACAAGUUGUCUUACAAUCUUUAGGACUUGAUAUUGAUAAUGUGAGGGGGCAAGGGUACGAUAAUGGAUCUAAUAUGAAAGGUAAAAAUCAAGGUGUGCAAAGAAGAUUGCUUGAUAUUAAUCCUAGAGCAUUUUACAUGCCAUGUGGUUCUCAUUGUCUUAAUUUAGUUAUUUGUGAUAUGGCAAAUUCUUGUACUCGAGCAAAAUCAUUUUUUGGAGCAUGUCAAUGUAUAUAUAAUGUGUUUGCUAAUUCAACAAAGAGAUGGAAUGUUUUGCUUGAUUAUAUUGAUAAAUUAACUUUGAAAUCAUUGUCCAUGACAAGAUGGGAAAGUCAUAUUGAAUCUGUUAAGGCAAUAUUGUCCCAAGUCUCCCAAAUAAGAGAAGCUUUAUUUAAAUUAGCAGAAAUUAGUGAAGAUGCGAAAUUAAGUAGGGAUGCUUACACUUUGGCCUCCGGUGAACUUUCAAGUUUUGAGUUUAUUUUGAGCUUGGUUAUUUGGCAUGAUAUAUUGCAUAAAAUUAAUUUAGUUAGCAAAAAGUUACAAUCCGAGGAUAUGCGUCUUGAUAUUGCUAUAAAACAAUUAACUGGGCUUGUUUCUUUUUUUGAAAUGUAUAGAGAAAAUGGAUUUUCUUCUGCUAUGAUUGACGCUAAAAAAAUAGCAUCUCAAAUGGAAAUUGAACCAAUUUUUUUCGAGAAACGUAGAAUUGCUAGAAAGAGACAUUUUGAUGAGAUUUCUAAUACCGAAAGGGAAAAUCAAUCUGCGGAAGAAUCUUUUAGAAUUGAUUAUUUUCUUCUAGUAGUGGAUAUUGCUAUUGGUCAAUUGAGAAGCAGGUUUGAACAAAUGCAGUGUUUUGAAUCAAUAUUUGGUUUUUUAUUUGAUGUUGCAAAGUUGAUUUCAUUGGAUGGUAAUGAGUUGAUGAGUUCUUGUGUGAAUCUUGAAAAUGCUUUAAGACAUGGUGAGAGUUCCGAUAUUGAUGCAAAAUAUUUAUGCUCUGAACUAGAGGUGUUGCAAGUGAUGUUACCGAAUGAAGCAUGUGAUGCAAAUAAGCCAUGGACAUCUUUUCAAAUUUUAGAGUUUGUAAAAACAAUUGAUAUGUUUCCAAAUGCGAUGAUUGCUUAUAGAAUUUUGUUGACAAUACCCGUCACUGUGGCAUCAGCAGAGAGAAGCUUUUCAAAAUUAAAAUUAUUAAAAAAUUAUUUACGGACGACAAUGUCUCAAGAAAGGUUGAAUGGGUUAGCACUUUUAACUAUUGAAAAAGAUAUGUUGGAAAAUAUUGAGUACGACGAUAUCAUUGAUGACUUUGCCUCUAAAAGUGCAACUCGAAAACAUUUUCAAUGA
Erythranthe guttata (spotted monkey flower) is the source of this 2574-nucleotide messenger RNA. RefSeq lists its product as uncharacterized. Gene Ontology annotation, molecular function: protein dimerization activity. Lineage: Eukaryota; Viridiplantae; Streptophyta; Magnoliopsida; Lamiales; Phrymaceae. The record is from RefSeq and is a predicted model, not a curated record.